UUUCUUACCGCUGUCAUUUGACGAACUUUUAUUAUCCAUUGUAUCAAAUUUGUUUUUUAGGUGAUAUUUAAACUGUUUAAUUAAUUUACAGUUAAAAGGUAUGGCGGAUACGACAGUGGAUGCUACACGUCGUUUAAAUGUUAAAAAACAGACUCUGGAUGACGCUUAUGCAGCGCCUGCAAAUUUUCUCGAAAUUGAUGUGAUUAAUCCAAUCACACACGGCGUCGGCAAAAAACGAUACACUGAUUAUGAAGUUCGCAUGAGGACAAAUCUUCCAGUUUUUAAAGUAAAAGAUUCCACAGUAAGAAGAAGAUAUAGUGAUUUUGAAUGGUUAAGAACUGAAUUAGAAAGAGAUAGCAAGAUAGUAGUGCCUCCAUUACCAGGAAAGGCUUGGAAACGUCAAAUGCCAUUUCGAGGAGAUGAUGGUAUUUUUGAAGAAGAUUUUAUUGAAGAUCGAAGAAAAGGUUUAGAAGCUUUUGUUAAUAAAAUAGCAGGACAUCCAUUAGCACAAAAUGAACGAUGUUUACAUAUGUUUCUACAAGAACCUGUAAUAGACAAGAAUUACGUACCUGGAAAAAUACGUAAUACAUAAGUUACAAUAAUUCUUA
Molecule: messenger RNA, 608 nt
Organism: Apis laboriosa (Himalayan honeybee)
Lineage: Eukaryota; Metazoa; Arthropoda; Insecta; Hymenoptera; Apidae
Gene: Snx3
Product: sorting nexin-12
Exons: 4
Coding region: 101-592 (163 amino acids)
Biological process (GO): endocytic recycling; late endosome to Golgi transport
Cellular component (GO): retromer complex; early endosome membrane
Molecular function (GO): phosphatidylinositol-3-phosphate binding
Source: RefSeq, a predicted model, not a curated record